CUAUUGCUGGAGUCAUUGCAGUUGGAGCUAUCAUGAGAGCCAUAGUUGGAGCUAUAAUUGGAGUCUCAGAACUGCUCUUUAUCAUUGAAGCCUCAAAACUGUAUAUCUUGAAGUUAUAUGGAUUUCUCAUUACUUUGGUAGUUCA
This is a messenger RNA of Dentiscutata erythropus, 145 nucleotides long. Lineage: Eukaryota; Fungi; Glomeromycota; Glomeromycetes; Diversisporales; Gigasporaceae. The record is from the annotation of a GenBank genome assembly.